Molecule: messenger RNA, 8183 nt
Organism: Sabethes cyaneus
Lineage: Eukaryota; Metazoa; Arthropoda; Insecta; Diptera; Culicidae
Product: probable multidrug resistance-associated protein lethal(2)03659
Exons: 7
Coding region: 521-4690 (1389 amino acids)
Biological process (GO): transmembrane transport
Cellular component (GO): membrane
Molecular function (GO): ATP hydrolysis activity; ATP binding; ABC-type transporter activity
Source: RefSeq, a predicted model, not a curated record
UAAGUUGCUUGUUGGUGUUCUGUGCUGGUGGUAAUUAAGUUUAAUUCACGUUGUGCUUCUCAGUCUCACCGUAAUCGUGAUAUAAAGCAGAGAAAAUUCUAAUAGCUCAAUAAAGUGGAUGAUUGUCUGGUCAAUUUUUUUUUUCAUUAGUGUUUUGGACAUGACAAGAAGCUCGCAGCUAAUCUUUUUUGUUUCUUUUGAGUGACAAAAGAUCUAACUUCAUGGUCCUGAAAAGUAGUGCACCACUUUGGAAAGAAGUCUCGGAAGUUGUUAGUUCGAAAGGAUCUCCCAUAUUUUUAUAGCAAAAUGAUAACAAAGACCAGUUUUUGGUGAUCAUCGUAAAAUUGUGUAACAGGAAGCCAGUUCUGGAAGGCUUCGAAAGAAUUGAAAAUUCUAACAGAGUUUAGUUCAUCGCACUUAGUGCAGAUCGUGGAUUGGAUACACCGGUGACACUUGAUCUUUGCUCUCCUUCCUGAAUUACUACAGGCAACAAAUUAAUAUUCAAUAAAAGCACUGAGUCAUGGAGGCAGCCAAGCAGUCCAACCUUCCGCAAUGUCCUGCUGAGAGGGCAAAUUUCGUGUCUUAUAUCGUAUUCGGCUGGGUGCUACCCAUAUUCUACAAAGGCUACAAGAAAGAACUCGGUCCUGAGGAUAUGUAUCAGCCGAUGAAAGCUCACAAAUCCGAUCAUCUUGGCAACCGCCUCUGUCGCGCUUGGGAAAAAGAGGUAGCCAAUAAGCGAGCCAAGGGAAAGAAACCAAGUCUUAUGCGCGCAAUGGCCAAAGUGUUCGGAUGGAAUAUUCUUUUGCUAGGCUUAAUCCUGUUGGUGCUAGAACUGGCAUUUAAAGUAACGCAACCGAUUUUUCUUGGUGCUCUAGUAGCGUACUACUCACAACAGAACGGCAAUGUCAAUGAUGCUUAUCUUUACGCUGCAGCGGUCGUAAUGUGUAGCGCUAUCAGUGUGUUAUUCAUGCACUCCUAUAUGCUUUCCCAGCUGCAUUUAGGUAUGAAGCUGCGCGUUGCCGCCUGUAGUAUGGUUUACCGAAAGUCAUUACGAUUAAGUAAAACUGCCCUGGGAGACACAACGGCCGGUCAGGUGGUAAACCUUUUGUCCAACGAUGUUGGACGUUUAGAUCUGGCUGUUCUUUUUGUACACUACCUAUGGAUUGGCCCCCUUGAAACCAUUGUCGUCACAUACCUUAUGUAUCGAGAAAUUGGUAUUUCGGCAAUAUUCGGUGUAAUCUUCCUACUACUGUUUAUCCCGCUGCAAGCUUACCUUGGCAAAAAGACAUCGGUGCUUCGGCUUCAGACAGCGCUAAGAACGGACGAAAGAGUGCGACUAAUGAAUGAAAUCAUACAAGGAAUUCAAGUAAUUAAAAUGUACACAUGGGAAAAACCAUUCGCGAAGCUUGUGGCUAUGGCAAGAAAAAAAGAAAUCAAAGUCAUCCGUUACGUUUCGUACAUCCGUGGUAUUCUGCUCUCCUUCAUCAUGUUCACCACUCGAGUGUCGAUUUUUAUCAGCCUGAUCGCCUACGCCCUGUUGGGUAAUUUCGUGACGGCGGAAAAAGCGUUCGUCAUUACGGCUUACUAUAACAUUCUGCGCGCUACAAUGACCAUUUUCUUCCCGCAAGGCAUUGCACAGUUUGCCGAGGCGAUUGUUUCCGUUCGUCGUAUACAAAAGUUUAUGUCCUAUGAAGAAGUUGAAGCUGCACUGGGCGUUUCGAUGACCGACCCGGAGAAGAGCAACGACAACAGUUUGUUCGAUAGUAGCGAAGAGUUGAAUAAUGGGAUGAAGAAAAACCCAUUGGAUGCAGAACGGAUGAUUCGACACUCGGAAUCAGAUGGGUUAAACGAACAGUCAAGUGGGGAUAGACAUCUUUCCGAAGCCGGAGUAAUUGUUGAUACGGCUACGGCUCGAUGGGAUCCAAACGCAACGGAGUAUACAUUGGAAGGAGUUAACCUGCAUGUACAACCCGGGACGCUGGUUGCCGUCAUCGGUCCAGUGGGUGCCGGAAAGUCCAGUUUAAUUCACGCUAUACUUGGAGAACUUCCGUUAGAGGGCGGCACUAUAAAAGUUAACGGUGAAGUGUCUUAUGCGCCACAGGAACCGUGGCUAUUCUCGGCCUCAGUUAGACAAAAUAUUCUAUUUGGAUUACCCAUGGACAAGGAGCGCUACAAGCGCGUAGUGAAGACGUGUGCUUUGGAACGAGAUUUCCAGUUAUUUGCGAAUGGCGAUAAGACCAUAGUUGGGGAACGUGGCGUUUCUCUAUCGGGAGGACAGAAGGCUCGUAUUAGUUUAGCCCGAGCUGUCUAUCGACAAGCCGCCGUGUACCUCUUGGACGAUCCGCUUAGUGCCGUAGAUGCCCACGUUGGGCGCCAUUUGUUUGACCAUUGUAUGCGGGAUUAUCUUAAGGGGAAGAUUGUCGUAUUAGUUACUCAUCAACUACAGUAUUUGCAAAGUGCUGACCAAAUUGUGAUUCUCAAACAUGGCAAAGUUGAAGCUGUUGGGUCAUACGACAGUUUACGGGAGAGUGGUCUAGAUUUUGCUCAGCUUCUUUCAGCACCAAGCGGCAAGGAAGAUGAAGAUAGUACGGAUACAGAAUCUUUGAAACGAUCUGGAAGUUUGUAUAAGAGACAAAGCAGCGAGUCCAGUAUGGAUUCUACCGUGGUUGACGGAGAUACUCCGGACGUGACAGUGAGUGAGGAAAAACGACAGGAGGGAUCAAUUGGAUAUGCUGUUUAUAGAGCGUAUUGUAAAGCUAGCGGCGGAUACACAAUUGUGUUUCUGCUGUUCGUGGCUUUUGUUCUAUCACAACUGGCUGCUUCGGGAGGCGAUUACUUCCUGACCUAUUGGGUUAACAAAGAGGAAUCCAGAAUCAACUCAGUUCCUUUGAUAGAUAAUAGUACGGAAAGUAUCUUGGAGAAAACCGACAAUGGAACGGAACUGCAAGUAGGAAAUAAUUCAACGACUAACGUGGUUGAAGGUAUUUUUCGUGGACUUUUUGACACUUUUCGCCAGUUGACCGGAUCGGAAGAUGAAGAAAGAUAUAUAGAUAUCUAUAUAUUUAGCGGUAUAACUAUAGCGACUGUAGUUAUAACGUUGAGUAGAAGUAUGCUGUUUUUCAAGACGGCAAUGCGUGCAUCCCGAAGACUGCAUGAUGCCAUGUUCGAUGGAGUAACUCGUGCGACCAUGUAUUUCUUCAAUACAAACCCAUCUGGUCGAAUUUUAAACCGAUUCUCCAAGGACAUGGGACAGAUUGACGAAUAUCUGCCGUCGGUUACGGUGGAUGUAGUACAAAUCUUUCUUUCUCUACUCGGAAUCGUUGUUGUGGUCGCUAUCGUGAAUCCAUACAAUUUGAUUCCAACAGUAGUCAUUGGUAUUAUUUUCUACUUUUUACGUGAACUGUAUUUACAUACCUCACGCAAUGUGAAACGCGUUGAAGCCACUACGCGUUCGCCGAUUUACUCGCAUCUCUCAGCUUCUUUAUCUGGCCUUUCCACCAUACGUGCUUUCGGUGCGGAGAAGACCUUGGUUCGAGAGUUCGAUGGUCACCAAGAUCUUCAUAGUUCCUCUUUCUAUCUAUUUAUUUCAACGUCACGAGCCUUUGGAUUCUAUUUAGACGUGUUCUGCGUAAUUUACAUAGCCAUAGUAACGUUAACAUUCUUCAUCAAUGGAGACAGUGGUGGCAACGUGGGAUUGGCCAUCACCCAAGCCCUAGGUAUGACCGGAAUGGUACAAUGGGGUAUGCGUCAGUCGGCAGAACUAGAAAAUACAAUGACUGCAGUUGAACGAGUUGUAGAAUACGACACUGUCGACCCCGAGCCUGCACUGGAAGCCGAAGGCGAUAAGAAACCACCGAAAGAGUGGCCUCAAAAGGGUCAAGUGAAAUUUGAGAAGUUAUCUUUGCGAUACAAUCCGGAUCCCAAGACGGAUCGAGUGUUGAAAGAACUAGAAUUUGAAAUUGAGCCGUGCGAAAAAGUAGGCAUUGUAGGUCGAACUGGCGCUGGAAAGUCGUCUUUGAUUAACGCAUUGUUCAGACUGUCCUAUAAUGAAGGUUCGAUUGUGAUUGAUGCGAGAGACAUACACGAGAUGGGUCUGCACGAUCUUCGUGGAAAACUGUCGAUAAUUCCACAAGAACCGGUGCUAUUUUCUGGAACGCUACGGUAUAAUCUAGAUCCGUUCGAUGAGUACCCAGAUGAGAAACUGUGGCGUGCUCUGAAGGAGGUAAAAUUGGAGAGUGCUGUUAACGAAUUACCCUCAGGAUUGUCGUCCAAAAUCAAUGAAGGCGGAAGUAACUUUAGCGUUGGCCAGCGCCAGCUGGUUUGUCUCGCUCGUGCUAUUCUCAGGGAGAAUAAGAUUCUAGUAAUGGACGAAGCAACUGCCAACGUUGAUCCUCAGACUGAUAAAUUAAUACAGCAAACUAUUCGUGAAAAAUUCAAUGAUUGCACUGUGUUGACGAUUGCGCACAGGUUGAACACGGUGAUGGAUUCCGAUAAGGUGCUAGUAAUGGAUGCUGGACAUUGCGUUGAAUUUGGCACCCCAUACGAGUUGCUGGUUUCCAAAGAAGGCCCAAGGAUAUUCUACGGAAUGGUAAAACAAACUGGCAAGAGUACUUUUGAAAGUCUCCUGAAAACUGCAAAGGAGGCUCACAAUCGUAAACAAGGACAGAACUUCAAUCGUCUCGAUAGCUAAACUCUACUUGGCAUUAUGUGCUGGCACACACUUAACUCAUUAUUUAAUUUUUGAUCAUAGUGAAAUCAUUCGAUCACUAUUCACUAUUUUCACUGUUGCGGUAUUUUCUCGCACUAAUAACUAAUAAGAAUAGGAUAAGCUAAAAUUUGUCUUAGCCAUUUUUUGAUACUUGAUUGAAUUAAGUAAAAUAACUCACCGCAAGUGCUACUUAAAUAUUGAACUAUCAUAAUAAUGAUCAUGAAGUUGUACUUAAGAACUGAAUAUAAUAUGUACCGUAGUACAAACAAACUAGAAAUUACCAAAUAUUCUCAGCGGCUAUCUAUAAGCCACGUGGUUUAAAAGGGAAAUAUGAACAAAUCUUUAUCGUAGAACACAUCGAAGGAACUUGGCUACCUUUUGACUUGCAUUGGGUUUUCGUCUACUGCCUCAGCGGCAAAAAAGGGUUUUCUUUUAUCGCAUCGUGACGGGUAGUGAAAAAUAGAUAUACUUUAUAGCAACCCAAAUAAAGAAUGUCGUAGCACGGCCUAACAAACUGACCGCUCACUUUCCUACUCUACGAUCGCUGUAUUUCAAAUUUAGUGUUGCUUGGGAGUGUCUCCGUAUUCGUUAAAGUGGCCCUCUUUAAAGAAAGGAGGGGUAGGUCACUUAAAAAUUGUUUCACGUCCGUGGAAUACUCUUGUUGCAAGUUAAUAUUUUGGAAAGUCGUUUAUAAAUAGUGCUAGCAUUCAGGAAAAAUAUGCCUAACGAUAUUUUUUGUGAAACAUUCUUUAAAAAGAGUGAUGUCGGUUAGUCUGUGGUCGUAUGUACGGCCCGGUCAUGCUUCUGUCGUUGGCGCAGUCAACUAUUCACUCACGCUGUGAAAGUUACCAUUGAGGAACGAUACCAAACUCAAUUGAUGCGAUUGAGCCGAGCACGGUGCGAAAAAUAGCUACAACACGAGCAAAGGCAUGAUAAAGUAAUUUUACAGCAUCUUAUUGCCAAACCUGUUAAAACCUAAAAAAUGAUUUGAAUCGGGGAUAACCUUAAAAGACAAAGACGACGAGCUAUGACAAUGAGAUGGGAAAAAAUCGUAGCAAGCGGUGGGCAUUAUUUUGAGUGAUUCAUUUAAAAACAUUUCUGACAUAGGACAACGUUUUUGUUUAUUAUACCAGACAGCAAUUUGUAAAAACGCAAACAGCAGUGAAACGUUAAAAUGAAAGAUUUCAAAUACCAAUAACUUCUCAACCACGGCAUGAAAUUUCAUCGUCAAUAUUUCGUUGUAUAGAAAAAAUGUCCAGCAAUUCCUUGCGACGUGGUCCGCCCACCGUAGUCUCCCAUCUUUCGCCAGGUGUACGAUGGGAAUCUCUCCAAGAAGUGCCUGCGACUCCUGGUUCAUACGCCUACACCACUCUUCGCUUUCCGUUUGUACUCCGCCAAAAAUACUUCGCAACACCUUUCGUUCAUAUGCGGCAAGUGCACGUAUAUCUUCCGUAAGCAAAGUUACUGUCUAAAGUCCGUAGAGGGCUACCGGUCUGAUUAACGUUUUAUACAUCGACAGCUUUGUGCGGCGUCGUGUGCUCCUUGAUCGAAGCGUCUUGCGGAGGGAAAAGUUAUUAUCGCGGUGACCAGAGAUCCCAGAUAUACGAAUUCAUUAACCACCACGUUGCUUUCUCUGUAGCCUCUUCCUACCAUAUAUUUGGUUUUCGACUCAUUGAUUUGUAACCCAAUCCUCCUAGCCUCCGUUUUUAAUCUGGCGAGAUAUCCUCCGCCGUCCCAAGGUAUCUAGUAAUGAUGUCAAUAUCGUCUGCGAAGGUUAGUAGUUGGCUACUCCAGCUGAAGAUCGUACCUCUCGUUUCGAUGCCCGUUCGCUGGAUCACACCUUCAAUAGCGAUAGCAAAGACCAGUCGGAUGAAAAUACAGGUGACAGAAUAUCACUCUGAGACUCCUCGCAUAAGAAUUGUGUACAUUUUCCGAGAGGAAUUCUACAGAAGAUUCGUACAAAAUGCCUUGCUUAUGGAACCAAGAUUAUUAUAUGGAAAUCCAACAAAUAAAAUCCCCAUGAUUCCUAUAACUCGGUAAAGGAAUCAUCUGUAUUAUAAAAUAGGAUUUCUCGGAAUUCUGAAAACAGGAUUGCUUGUGUAAAAAUAAGGCUUGGCAAAGAAAGCAAAUCGCACCAACGACGUUCCUGUUAAUAUAAAUAAUAAUUUCAGAAUCACAAACUCCAAUUAACCGAUAAAACAGUCUAAAAACAAAACCCAAACUAAAUUUAUUAAGUCCUACGUCACCAUUUCGUUCAUCCCAUGUGGAUGUGUACCUUGAAGUUUUUCACAAUAAAAUGACAUUUUCGAAAAAGAAAUACCGAGAACCUAGUUGCACACCCAAUAUCUACUGAAAUGGUCUCAAAUGAAUAGUAUUGUAGCAAUUUCCAAUAUUUGAAGUAAUUCUCCGUCUUACAGGAAGGUAACGGGUCAUUCUAAAAAUACGAUUGUCACAAAAAUUGGUUAGAUUUUGUGCGCUAGUAGUUGGAACAUUUCUCAACCAAUUCGCAAGAUAUUUAUAUCAACCGAUCACAAAUUUUUCUACGAAUAAUUUCAAUAAAACAAUUUAAAUGCAUAAAUGUUAGACAUUGAUAAAACUGAUAAAUCACCCUAACACACUUUUGUUUUCCAGGCUUGUGACAAUUGUACACAUUUGCAGUGUAAAAACAGCAUGGCUUGUCAGUUCAAAAAUUAGUGGAAUGUUCAAAUUAUUCAGUCGCAAUAGAUGAUUCUUUCCACACUGAUUGAUCAAUAUGAAUGGAUGUUAAAAUUUCAUGUGUUCCUUUCCUUUGAUUCGCAAGUCGCAAUUCAUAUUUUUAACUUUUCAACUUACUUUGCUGUAUUAUUUCUCCAUCAAAACACACCUAUUAAUAUUGAAUAUUAAUUGAAGAACUAUGAAUUCUAUUAAAAUACGUCCCAUGUGGUUGUGCACCUUUAAUUUUUCAUGUUGAAAUUCAUAAAAAUAAUUGAAAAUGCUUCGAAAAUAUUUUAAUGUGCGCCUAUAAAAAUUUCGAAAUUGGUUUGUUUUAGAAUUCGUACAACAUCUCUGUUGCCCUAAAAUUUGAUGGUUCAAUUUCGUAAAAUUGACCGGUUUCAUGCCGAAAAAAUAUUGUUACUAAACCACGUGGCUUAUGGAACGCUACUUACUGAUCACCUUGGAAAGACUAUAGAGGUCUAUGAUAGAUAUAAGCGAACAAAGUGCUAGAAUUUGGAUUAUGCUAUUUUUCAUACUGCUUAUUUAACCAGAACCUAUUCAAGGUUACGGCUGAUUAGUCCAGACUACUUAGAAACUCGGUUGUAACUAACAUACAUAAUUCUUCUGUACUUAUGAUUAACUUAUAUACUUUUUUAUUAUGUCAAGCUCACUUUACACUUACAUCAACCAACCAGAAAAAAAAGUUCCACUAAAGUAUGACUUUGAACCUCAGAAAUUUAAAUCUACGUUCAAUAACUUUGAUUCGUCACCUUUGAUACAC